Rhopalosiphum maidis (corn leaf aphid) is the source of this 1277-nucleotide messenger RNA. RefSeq lists its product as uncharacterized. The transcript has 5 exons. Gene Ontology annotation, molecular function: RNA binding. NCBI's taxonomy places the organism in Eukaryota, Metazoa, Arthropoda, Insecta, Hemiptera, Aphididae. Bases 1 to 1161 code for a protein of 386 amino acids. The record is from RefSeq and is a predicted model, not a curated record.
AUGUUCGCCCUGCCGUCGGCUUACGUUACCGCGCAAGACAAGGGCAAAGCUUUCGCCGCCGACUACUACGGUCGGUUGAACGUAUCCGCCGAAUCCGUGAUCGGCAUGUUCACCGAACGUUCGCGGUACUGCUCGAUGGACUCGCUGAACGGCCGGCCGGCGAUCGGUCGACCUGCCAUCGUCCGGGAAGUACGUCGAUUUUCGGGCAUGUACAGCGGCGGCCGCGAUUUCGUGAAGGUCUUGUCCGUGGACGCGCAAAUCGACGUCGACGACGGCCCAAAGGUGGGAAAAUACUUCGGACGCGUCAACAGCGACGAAGGAAGUGACGACAGCUACAGCUACAUAUGCGAUGACGAUUACGAUGACGACAGCUUGAUGGUGAUUGUGCAUGCCGAGUGGACGGAUCCGACGUGUCGGUCGUUGGCGCCGCUGCCGUUCGUCCAGACGUUUCGUGUCCGGUGUCUGCGGACCGAAAACCAUAACGAUCGGUUCGAAAUCGUCAUCACUGUCAUCAAGAUGAUGGCGGCCACGGUACGACGACUGCCGGACGACAGCCGCGACGACUUUUCUAAUUUUGAACGUGUGGAAAGUGAUUAUGAAACAACAAGAGGACAAUUUAAACAGGAUACGUAUCCAGGCUAUGCAAACCAAUCGGAUGCAGAAGCUCGGGAAGGCGAACUGUGGUCGGACGUGACGUCAACAAUGUCGUAUUCCACGGCGCUGUCUACGGACGACGAACAAGAACCAUCGCGGUUGAUCGUCGAACAGUAUUUGGCCUAUCAGAAGAUGGUGAAAGAGUUCCUGGCGGAAUCGGCGGCUGUCGACCGCCAACCGUCGACACUCGAGACAUCCACCGUGGACGACGACGAUGACGAUGUCGGUCCGACAGAUCGGCUGCGCGUCGACCGCCUGAACAAGUCGAUCACGGCCGACCGACUGUACGCGGCGUUCAGCCGUUACGGCAAAGUGCUGUGGGUGCGCAUAUUUCCCGGUCGAUACAGCCGCGACUUGCCAUCCGAUCCGCGUUACCCGUACCAUUCGGCAAACGUCUGCUUCGACCGCACCGAGUCCGUCGACGGGGCGAUGGCCGACCACCGCGGUCCCGGUUGCACGAUCGGCGGCGUCCGCGUGUCGUUUAGCCGGUCCAGACCAGGCCAAUGACAUAUCAUUACGUUUUUACUGCGACGUCGAUGGAUCCUUAUACGCACAUCGUAGAACAUUCAAUUUCAACUUGUACAAUGAAAUGGAUAAUGGAUACACAGCUGUCUUGACUUAAA